Messenger RNA from Callithrix jacchus (white-tufted-ear marmoset), 1198 nucleotides. RefSeq names its product calmodulin like 6 (gene CALML6). Gene Ontology annotation, molecular function: calcium ion binding. The record is from RefSeq and is a predicted model, not a curated record. Gene Ontology annotation, cellular component: myosin II complex. NCBI's taxonomy places the organism in Eukaryota, Metazoa, Chordata, Mammalia, Primates, Cebidae.
CUGCUGUCUCCUCCAGGAAUGGUGGCCCCUCAGCCCCUCCUGUAUAGGGUGGCCAAGGGGUGCCUGAUGUUCAUUCAACCUGUCCUUAAAGUUUGUGACAUGCUGGCACAUCCUGUGCUCCCACCAGGAUGGGGGAGGGUGGUAGGCUCUGAGCCACUGGGCACCGGCUAGCCCGGCGGGUCUUCAGCAAGAAAUCUCACUGGCAAGAAAUGACAGCCUGGGAGCAGGGUCCCGUGAAGAUUUGCCGGAGGGCUGCACCUCUGGGGAGGUGACUCAGAGAUUGGUCUGGUGAAGAGGGAACAGAGAGGGGAACAGUGUGUGUGGGGCCCCCACGGCUCAGCCCUUUCCUGCCCCCUGCCCUUGGCCUUCCGUGCCCAUCUUCAGGGUCAGGGGAAGCCCAGGCCAAAGCGGGCUGGGAAGGGGCCCUGUGGAUAAGGCCAAGAGCCUGUCCCCAAAUAGGGCCAGUAGGAUUUCCCACCCAUAAAAGGCUCUUGGAAUCUGGACCCCGGGGACCCCAGGCAGCCAGGCCCAGCUAAAACUCAGCUGCCACCACUGGCCCAGCGUUCUGCCCACAGCAGCCCUGGUGCCACCACCCUGCAGGGUCCUGUCACACAGCCACUGCCAUGAUGGAGCGCCUAUCAGCCGAGCAGAUCAAGGAGUACAAGGGCGUCUUUGAGAUGUUUGAUGAGGAGGGCAAUGGGGAGGUGAAGACCGGGGAGCUGGAGCGGCUCAUGAGCCUGCUGGGCAUCAACCCCACCAAGAGCGAGCUGGCCUCCAUGGCCAAGGACGUGGACAAAGACAACAAAGGGUUCUUCAACUGUGAUGGCUUCCUGGCACUAAUGGGAGUUUACCACGAGAAGGCCCAGAACCAGGAGAGUGAGCUGAGGGCGGCGUUCCGCGUCUUUGACAAGGAGGGCAAGGGCUACAUUGACUGGAACACACUCAAGUACGUGCUCAUGAACGCAGGAGAGCCCCUCAACGAGGUGGAGGCGGAGCAAAUGAUGAAGGAGGCCGACAAGGAUGGGGACGGGACCAUUGACUAUGAGGAGUUCGUGGCCAUGAUGACUGGAGAGUCCUUCAAGCUGGUCCAGUAGGCACAGCUGCUGCAGCCGUGGGAGGCCUGCCCGGGAAGGCCACUGCCCCUGCCACCUGUCCACCCACUCCCCCAGCUCUGUAUAAAAUAAAUGUUCCAGCCUGA